Lolium rigidum is the source of this 1059-nucleotide messenger RNA. Its product is annotated as tubby-like protein 4. The transcript has 9 exons. The coding region runs from base 16 to 921 and encodes 301 amino acids. NCBI's taxonomy places the organism in Eukaryota, Viridiplantae, Streptophyta, Magnoliopsida, Poales, Poaceae. The record is from RefSeq and is a predicted model, not a curated record.
ACCCAAGCUCUAGCUAUGGCAGCCACGCCGCCCAAGAGGAAGGAGCUGCUGCCACCUCCGCCGCCGCCGGCGUCGUCGUCCUACGAGGCGUGGGACCUCUCCGACAACGAGGCGGCGCCGGCCGCGUCCUGGGCCACCCUCCCCAACAGGGCGCUGCUGUGCCGCCCGCUGCCGCUGGACGUCGGGAGGUGCACCUGCGUCGUCGUCAGGGAGAAGGCCACGGGAACCAGAGGCGUGUCGCUCUACUCGCUCUACACCAACGAGGGGCAGGGGCGGCAGGACCGGAAGCUGGCGGUGGCCCGGCACCGGAGGAGGAGGGGCAGGUCGGAGUUCAUCCUGGCGCAGAACCAGGACGGCGUCUUCUGCAGCUCCGACAAGAACUUCCUGGGGACUCUGGGUGCCAACCUCGUCGGAUCCAAGUACCAGAUUUGGGGCCAGGGGAACCGGAUCGAUGAGCUCAAGUCGAAGCGGCUACUCGGCGUUAUCUCGUUUGCCCCUACCAUCACUACUCUGACCGGUAGUUUCAGAAGCAUGAAGGCAUGGAUUCCCAAGAACCAGUCAAUGCAAUUGAAGACCAGCAAUUCUGCUCAGAUUCAGCACAUUGGUGGGCUUCCAAAGGAUUGGCAGGAGAAGACGAGCAGAGCUGACAAACUCUGCUCAAGGUCUCCUUUCUACAACAAUAUGACGAAGCGCUAUGAACUAGACUUCAGAGAGAGGGUAGGGAGGAUGGGAUACAAGGUGCAGACAUCGGUGAAGAACUUCCAGAUGACCUUGGAGGAAAACGGAAGGCAGACGAUCUUGCAGCUCGGCAGGGUCGGGAAGUCCAAAUACAUAAUGGACUUCAGAUACCCCUUGACUGGCUACCAAGCAUUCUGCAUUUGCUUGGCAUCGAUGGACUCGAAGCUGUGCUGCACGCUGUGAGAUGAUGCGCAUCGGAGUUUUGUUUGGUUGACUGUUGUUUUUGUACUGCGUCUUGAUGUCUCUUCCAGUCGAUUAUGUAUAUGCAGUCUUCUCACCUUGAGAAGGAGCCAAUAAUAAUGAGAGAGCAAAUUCUUUUCA